UCUGCAAACUCCUCCUCUCCAUUUACAGGAUGGAAAGCAGCACUCUUUCUCUGAAACUCUUUCUGCAGCUCAUGAACUCUGUGAAGAAAGGAACCCAGAGAGAGGAGACGCCAUGAGUCUGACUGCAGCCCUGAGAGGAUUUGUUGUUGUUCUUUGCUGGUUUGCAGGGAUUCAUAGUCAAACAUGGGGAGUGGAAUACGCCUCCAAACACAUCUGUGCCUUUAAAGGAUCCACAGUGGAAAUAUCCUGCACCUACACAUACCCACCCAGGAUAAGUUACAAGAAAACUGUUGUUCAGAGAGAAUUCUGGUAUGCUAAACUGAAGGACAAAAACCCACUGGACCUGAGAGAAGAUCCUGACUAUGCAGGCAGAGUCACAUAUCGCUGUUCUGAACAGAGCUGCUCACUGAGGAUCAGUGGUCUGAGACUGAAUGACUUUGCUGAGUACAAGUUCAGGUUUGAGACAAACCAACCUGAUGGGAGUUUCACCGGUAAACCAGGAGUCUCUCUGACUGUAACAGAUCUCCAAGUGCUGAGUCAAAGAAAGAGGGAGUGCCAGAGUUAUCCAUGUGCAUUGUUUGAGCUAACAUGCCACAGCAGUUGUGUUCUUCCUCAUUCUUCCUACGUGUGGUACAUAAAUGGUGAAAUAAUAACGGCUGGAUCACAACAAAAGUACUCAACCUACCUUUACGCUGCAGACAGUGUUUCCUGUGCUGUAAGAGGACACGAGUCUUUCCACUCUCCUGCUGUGUGUCCUCGUGUGCAGGUGAUCCGGUCUGGACUGGAGCUGGUUUGUCACAGCAGCUGUUUUCCUCGGCAUCACCUUUCCUUUGUGUGGUUCAUGAAUGGACAGGAAGUUCAGGGAGAAACUUCUGAUUAUUACAGAAAACCUGUUUCUCCUGAAGCCUCCUACUCCUGUUCUUACCAGGGUCACCGCUCACCUGAAGUCUAUGCUCCAAAGUCCGUUUCUGUAUCCAUGAGUCUGACUGAGAUUAUGGAGGGCAGUUCAGUGACUCUGACCUGCAGCUGUGAUGCUAAUCCACCAGCUAAAUUCAGAUGGUACAAAAACAACCAAACUCUGCUCCUUGAGGAUCAAAGUCUGAUCCUCAGGUCCGUCCAGCGUUCUGACUCCAGAAAAUUCCACUGUGUAGCUGAGAAUGAACUUGGGGAAUUAGCAUCUGACCAAGUCUUCAUAAAUGUGGAAUAUCCUCCAGAAACCUCCUCUGUGUCAGUGAGUCCCUCUGCUGAGGUCCUGGAGGGCAGUUCAGUGACUCUGACCUGCAGCAGUGAUGCUAACCCAGCAGCUAAAUACACCUGGUUCAAAGACAACAGAACUCUGCUUUCAGAAGACAAAGUUCAUUUCUCCUCCAUCAGGUCUGAACACUCAGGAAAUUACAGCUGCAAGUCUGAGAACAAACAUGGACAAAGCAGCUCGACUCCUCUGCUCCUGGAUGUUCAGUAUCCUCCCAGGAUUCCCUCAGUGUCAGUGAGUGUCUUUGGUAAAAUCUCUAAGGGCAGUUCAGUGACUCUGACCUGCAGCAGUGAUGCUAACCCAGCAGCUAACUUCUCCUGGUACAAGAAGGAUGAAGACUCACCAAAAGCAUCUGGACCAAACUGGACCAUCAGUGAUUUCAGAGCUGAACACAGCGGCUUUUAUUACUGUGAAGCAGAGAACAGAAGAGGAAGUCUGAACUCCAGUUUACAUCUGAUUGAAACAGAAACAGGUUCAUGGAAAUCAGCAGCAACUGCAAAGACCACAUUUGCUGUUUUGUUGUUUGUCUUUAUCCCCGCCUUUCUUUGGAUCAGAAAAAACAGGCGUGUCACAGAGCAGCAGGAGAAGAGAGCUGCCAACAGAACUCAGCUCAACACGAGUCCAGACAUCAACAGUCCAUCUGCAGAAACAGAAGCAGCAGAAGAGCAGCUUGAGCUUCAUUACAGCAGCAUCCACCUCUCUGAGAACCAGGAGGAAUGUCUGUACCCCAACAUCAGGAGAAAUCCCAAACCCAGACAGAGACCAGAGGACAACUCUGUUGAAUACUCUGCAGUUGGAUUCAAGAAAUCUGCUGAAGCUAAAAAAACAACAGAAGCUGAACAUUCAGAGGAUUUUGCUUUUUACAGCACCGUCAACAAAGUCUCAUCCUGAUGCAGGAAAUUCAGAUUUACCUUCACCUUCUGCUGUUAUUGACGUGUUUGAUUUAAGAAGAUUCUCAGCUUGGUCACUUUUUCUCUUAAAUGAUUCAUGAAUAACACAACAAUCCAAUAUAAUCAGGAGAACCAACUGUUUUUUUUUAUAAAAUUACUUUCACUUAAAUAUGUUUUUUAGGAUGAUUUUUUUCUGUGAGGUUAUUACAAACAGAAACAUCUGCAUUAUUGUUGUGCCGGCUUGGUCAUUAUUCCACACAGACGAGAGGCACUAGAGUUCCUGCACUGCUGUUAAUGUGGUUUUCUUUUCUUCAGACUUUAUUCUGCAUCAACAUCGUAGAACUAGCAAACAUAAGUAAUGAAUAACUAUAGCACGUACCUUCACACAAAUAAUGCACAAAAGAAUACAAAUACAUACAACUUUGGCCUGCUAAUGAGCCAACCGGAGAACUAAACACAAUCAAUCUUCUUAA
Oryzias latipes (Japanese medaka) is the source of this 2615-nucleotide messenger RNA. RefSeq names its product B-cell receptor CD22-like. The record is from RefSeq and is a predicted model, not a curated record. NCBI's taxonomy places the organism in Eukaryota, Metazoa, Chordata, Actinopteri, Beloniformes, Adrianichthyidae.